AACGCAAAGGAGGGCGGAAGCCGGUAUGUUCUGGACUCUGCUGACUAUCAUGGCACACGUUUAACAGAUAUCCAGAUAUAUGCCACCUCAGAAGAACGAAAGCAAAGAAACCGUCAAGCUCAAGCUGCCUUUCGUGAGCGUAGGACCGAAUACAUCAAGCAGCUCGAAACGACUAUUCAGCAACAUGAAGAGACUCUCCAAAACCUUCAACAGAGCCACCGUGCCGCUGCCGACGAAUGCCUAAUGCUACGAUACAAGAAUUCAUUGCUGGAACGAGUCUUACUAGAGAAAGGUAUCGAUGUUCAAGCUGAACUAGCCCUCAAAGGCAGUCCAAAUCUACGGCCACACCGCGUGCCUCCGGUCACUGGUCAGGCAUCGCCAAUGCAGAAGGCAAUGCUCAGUCGACAACAGCAAGCCAGGCAUCGACCUGCCAUGGCUCCCCCUAUUCAGACAGUAAAUUCAUCUUCCCAGAGUGGUGGACAACGCAGUUUCGCAGACUCACCCACAGUACAGCCCACUCCCCCGUCGCAGAACUCGUCCCCUUCGACGGCAAGAUCACCUGGCUUUGCCUUGCAAGGUGGGAUGACCUCACCUGCAACUGAUAUAGCAACUCAGCAACCUCAACAGCAGCAGCAGGGACGGCCGUUGCCACCUUUACAGCACCAUGUAUUUGCGCCGCAGCGUAGAGUCCCAGCAGCAAGAACCUUUCCGAACCAGGCCACCGCCCAAGCGUUUCCCCCACGAGCUCAAGCCAAUCCUACUAUGCAGGAUAAUUAUUAUCCGGCUUCAUUCCAGAAGCAUUAUUCUCAACUCGGCAAGCUGACCCGCCCCCUCUGCAUGUGGAGCUCUGUUCGUCCUAGACUGAUUGCGUGUUACAGAACAGGAGUACGAUGCACAACAAGACAUCAUGGACGAUUUCGACGCAGAAGACGUCGACACGGACAGCUUCAUUCCGAACUUCCGUCUUCCCCCGACCACUGUAGAUUCUGGCAUGCGAAUGGGAAUGCAAGCAUCACCACCCAUGACCACGAGUGCUGCCAGCGAUGGAAGUGGCAAUCUCAUGAUCGAUCCUUAUGACCCAAUGUUGGAUGCAGAUCCUUUCGGACUCACGGCGUCUAUGCACUUUCCGAACCCGUUCACGUAUCCUCCGACGCAACAACGGAGAUAAGACUUAUGAGGAUACCGACACGUUUGCAUUGGGCGGCUGGAGUUUGAAUUUUGAAUCAACCUUGAGGUAUUCAAAAGUUGCAUGCUAGCGAUGGCGUCCGUGUUUUGUUAUUCUUUGACGGAUGAUAGGACACUCUGUCAGCAGAAGGGAAGUUUCGUAGUUGAUACCCAGUUCUACGGCCCCUGGGCCCUCUCAGCCUUAGGUUGAACAUACUUAAUUCACAAUCAAUUGUAUAUUUACUCUG
This is a messenger RNA of Exophiala viscosa, 1412 nucleotides long. RefSeq lists its product as uncharacterized. The coding region runs from base 244 to 1077 and encodes 277 amino acids. The transcript has 2 exons. Lineage: Eukaryota; Fungi; Ascomycota; Eurotiomycetes; Chaetothyriales; Herpotrichiellaceae. The record is from RefSeq and is a predicted model, not a curated record.